Messenger RNA from Symbiodinium sp. CCMP2592, 450 nucleotides. NCBI's taxonomy places the organism in Eukaryota, Dinophyceae, Suessiales, Symbiodiniaceae. The record is from the annotation of a GenBank genome assembly.
GUCUUCAUUCUGAUCAUCUGUCUCUUGGGGCACCUGGACCUUGACCCGACGACAGAACAGCCGUAUGAAGUCCUGGAGUUCUUUGCCGGGAGUGCCAGAAUUGCAAGACUUGCCAAGUUCAUAGGCCUUUCGAGCACGGCCCUAGACAAGAGCUACUGCGAUGGUGACAACAUUGAUUUGACGAAUUGCAUGGACAUCAACACCGAUGCUGGGACUUAUCCAGCUGCCUUCGCCGGCAAGUUGCUGAAGCUGAGGCUGGAGUUCAUUUCCCGCCGCCCGGUCCUACCGAAGGAAGCUGAUGCCCAGGGUCCAGCAAUUCAGCUUAUUGCUUGCCUUCCUGAAGCAGAGGAUGAGUGUCUGGAUGCUGAACUUUAUACCGUCUACAAGUAUGCUAGGUCUAGCCAGUUCCUGCAAAUUCCAGAGGAACUCAAGCAGUUCCUGCAUUUGUAG